Molecule: messenger RNA, 249 nt
Organism: Protopolystoma xenopodis
Lineage: Eukaryota; Metazoa; Platyhelminthes; Monogenea; Polystomatidea; Polystomatidae
Source: the annotation of a GenBank genome assembly
AUGCGAAAUGCGGCCUCCGACGAGCUCUUCUGCCAGGCCGACUCGCGCUACGACAUCCUCGGCACCCGCGGCCGAGUCUGCAACUCCAGCUCGGCCGAGCCCGACGACUGCCGACGCAUGUGCUGCGGCCGCGGCUUCGUCACGCAUCACCACUACGCCAUGGAGCCGUGCAACUGCAAGUUCGUCUGGUGCUGCGAGGUCAAGUGCCAACAGUGCCUCGUCCUCAAGACCGAAGAGACCUGCAUCUGA